Messenger RNA from Mercenaria mercenaria, 2326 nucleotides. Its product is annotated as sodium/glucose cotransporter 4-like. Gene Ontology annotation, molecular function: D-glucose:sodium symporter activity. The transcript is spliced from 14 exons. Bases 72 to 2021 code for a protein of 649 amino acids. Lineage: Eukaryota; Metazoa; Mollusca; Bivalvia; Venerida; Veneridae. Gene Ontology annotation, cellular component: plasma membrane. The record is from RefSeq and is a predicted model, not a curated record. Gene Ontology annotation, biological process: transmembrane transport.
UGCGUGGUUAAGGUAAAUCAUUAAAUGCGUUGAACUCGCAAGGUGUGUGCUUAUUUACCUUUAAGUAAAUAAUGGCUAUACAAAGAAACGAGCUGCAUUGGGGAGACAUUUUAGUGAUUCUUGGAUACUUUGUGGCUGUCAUCUUUGUUGGAAUAUGGUCAUCAUGCCGGAACAGAGGAAGUGUGAAAGGGUAUUUUCUGGCGGGAAGGAGCAUGCACUGGAUCCCGGUUGGGGCUUCAUUGUUUGCCAGUAACAUUGGCAGUGGUCAUUUUGUCGGUCUGGCAGGGUCAGGGGCGUCCAAUGGCAUUGGAAUUGCUGUUUUCGAACUUAAUGCAAUAUUCAUACUGAUGUUACUAGGAUGGCUGUUUGUUCCUGUAUACACCGCCGCCGGGGUGUUUACAAUGCCGGAAUAUUUGAGAAAAAGGUUCGGAGGCCAAAGGAUUCGAGUGUAUCUGGCUGUUCUAGCAUUGGCACUUUAUGUGUUCACAAAAAUUUCAGCCGAUCUGUAUUCUGGAGCUCUGUUCAUUACACAGUCGGUAACGAUGAAUCUCUAUCUUGCCGUUGUUAUUUUGCUGGCUGUCUCCGCUCUCUUCACAAUAGCAGGCGGUCUUACAGCAGUGAUAUGGACAGAUUUUGCCCAGGUUAUUAUCAUGGUGAUCGGUGCUUUCAUUCUUAUGAUAAUGAGCUUCAUUGAAGUUGGAGGGUAUGAGGCGAUUGUGAAGAAAUAUUUCGAAGCAUGGCCCGAGACGACAAGAAAGAACUAUGGCAAUGACAGCUAUCCCUACUGGAAAUGCGGUAUUCCUCCGGAUAACUCCAUGAAUCUGAUCAGAAGUUAUGACGACGGUUCCCUCCCUUGGCCAGGAAUAAUGUUUGGUUUAACCAUAUCAUCCGUGUGGUACUGGUGCUCAGAUCAGGUAAUCGUGCAACGAGCUUUGGCUGCCAAAAAUUUAUCUCACGCUAAAGCAGGAACAAUAUUGGCCGGGUACCUGAAGUUCCUUCCACUUUGGCUGAUUGUAUUCCCGGGAAUGAUAGCCAGAAUCCUGUUCCCAGAUGAAGUUGCUUGUGCCGACCCUAGUGUGUGUAAGGAGGUCUGUGACAGUGAGAAAGGUUGCACCAACAUUGCUUUCCCUAAACUUGUACUUAAGAUCAUGCCGACGGGGUUGAGAGGAUUGAUGUUGGCUGUGAUGAUGUCGGCCCUUAUUUCGUCAUUGACCUCAAUUUUCAACAGCAGUAGCACCAUCAUGACGAUGGACAUAUGGAGAUUGUUCAGGAAAAACGCGUCGGAUAUAGAGCUCAUGGUGGUAGGACGAUUGUGUAUUGUAGUUCUAGUAGCUAUUUCAAUCGUAUGGAUUCCUAUCGUACAGAAUUUUGGAGAACUUUUCCACUAUAUCCAGGCUAUAACCAGCUUCCUUGCUCCACCUAUCUGCGCAACAUACGUGUUAGCUGUAUUCUGGAAGCGUAUUAACGAACAGGGUGCUUUCUGGGGACUGAUGGUCGGACUGGUUGUCGGUGUUGUACGCUUUGCCUGGGAGUACGCGUACACAGUGCCGCCAUGUGGCGAGUCGGAAAAUGACCACCGUCCACCAAUAAUUGCCGACGUACACUAUCUUCAUUUUGGUUGCAUUCUUUUCCUGCUGUGUAUAAUUGUGACGAUUGUGGUUAGCCUGCUCACGAAACCCAUAGAGGAUAAACACUUACAUCGUUUAACGUUCUGGAGCCGCUUCAGUUUGAAGGAAAGGAUUGACAUAUCUGUAGAUAAACACACAGAAGGCGGACAAGGAAUCUCUGUUUUUGGCUCAGAUCAGGAGUACGAAACCCUACCGUGGUAUAAGAAGGCUGGACAAUGGAUCUGUGGAAUAGAAAAACAUGACGACAUUCCUAAACUGACCCCAGAGGAGCAAGAAGCAUUUGAGCGGAAACAGCUGUCAAUCCACGAAACAAAAUGGUGGAAGAGAGUCCUUAACGUCAAUGCUAUCGUCCUAAUGACAUUGACGGUGUUUUUGUGGGGAUUCUAUGCAUAAUAAUUACAAAGUGAACAUUUCAACAUUUCAUUUAAAGCUGAUGUGUUCCAGUUAUUACUAAUGGCGACACAGAUUAGUUUUAGAUUUUUUUUAGCAAUUUGCAAUGACUUUGUAGUACCUGGAAGUGUGCAUAUCAGUUUGUGGUAAUAGAUCUAUGCAUAUCUUAACACACUGCUUCACUUACAGGCAAAAUACGAGUGGUAAUCAAACAUGAAUGGAAGGUGAAUUACACAGCAUAACUUAAGGUAGUUCUGCACGUUUUAAGCAUUGCUCUACAAUAUAUUGCAGUUUUGAUGAUAUUUUCG